AUGAUAGGUCCAUGUAAAUCAGACCAAUAUCGUUGUUUAACAACUAAUCAAGAUGAAUGGUGUAUUGAUGAAACUAAUCAUUGUGAUGGUUAUCAUUCUUGUCCACAAGGAAUGAAUGAAUAUGGAUGUACAAAAUCAAACUUAAGACCAGCGUCCCCUCAAAUAAAAAGAACUAUUCGUGGUGGUAUUGUAACCACAAUAAUUAUAUUUGGAUUAUUACUUAUUAUUGGUUCAGUUAGUAUUGCACUUGGUUUUGUUUAUUUGCAACGAAAACGUCAAAGACGAAGACAAUUUACUUAUUCGCUUGAAUCGACUAGUGAUGAUUGGGAAUCAUCGAGUGCAGGUUAUCGUUUAUUUGAUAAUUGGACUAAUAAUCGUCGUCAGACUGACAAUAAUAUUGAUACUAUUAUCAUUGAUGCUAAUGAACAUAUGCCUAUUGCAACAAAUAUGACAAAUCGGUGA
This is a messenger RNA of Rotaria sp. Silwood1, 462 nucleotides long. NCBI's taxonomy places the organism in Eukaryota, Metazoa, Rotifera, Eurotatoria, Philodinida, Philodinidae. The record is from the annotation of a GenBank genome assembly.